This is a messenger RNA of Ostrea edulis (European flat oyster), 1585 nucleotides long. RefSeq lists its product as uncharacterized. Lineage: Eukaryota; Metazoa; Mollusca; Bivalvia; Ostreida; Ostreidae. The transcript is spliced from 5 exons. The coding region runs from base 22 to 1200 and encodes 392 amino acids. The record is from RefSeq and is a predicted model, not a curated record.
ACUUACUCUGAUAACGAUGAAAUGAAACUAGACAGAAAUUUAAUUGCGAUUGUUUUGAUUAUUUGCCAAAUACUUGCUUGUAAAUCAAAAACGAUAUCCAUUCAGGUUACGCAUGAAGAAACGUUCGUGGUUCAAGGAGGAGAUGAUCAGGAUGUGGUUGAGAUGGAAGAUCCAAAGUUGACAAGUUUUGAGGAGAAGUCUGAGUUUCAGUAUUUAACCAGUCUUAAACACAGUGAGAGUAGGAAAGCCAGUAAAAAGUCAUACAGGGAUAACCAAGAAAGUAGUCAAAUAUGGCACGAGACGAAACAAAAUUCAGUGAAAGAAGUAAACCAAGAGAGAAAUGGUCAGUCUGAUACAUUAAACCAGGGGCCAGUAACCAAGAUAAUCACAUUAAAAACUAGUGACGGACUCGCUGAACAAAGGAGAAUUUCUCUAGAAAAUAUGAGCAACUCUUACAGAGACAAAAAAAUUAAGUCUGAGAUAAAAUCCAAAUUUAAACCAAGCACUCCAAAGCAGAUGGAUGGCAACUGGGAGCCAAUCAUCAUGAAUAAUUCAGGCAGAAAAGAAGCACAAGACUAUUAUAGAUCAACCUUUGGUUCAAAUUCCAGUCCUAAUGAUAUAGAUUUACAGGGGAAGUUACAGGACAUAGAAAAUAAUGACAGUAAAAUAGACCACCAGACGUCUCGAUCGUCCUCGAGGAAUUUCAGUGAGGACAAGAGGGAGAAACAACAUAUGUUCAACAGGUCACCAAGACUCAAGCGACAACUGGACAUUAAUGCUAUUGCUGAUGCUCACUUUGAGAAUUCUUCCUCAUCAAGGAGCAAUGACAGCAUUCAGAUGGUAACUGCCGAGGAUCGGAAGGUGGAGGAGAGGGCUGCAGCCCAGCGAGCUGACCUUCUGCGGUAUCUGGGAGGUACUCUAUUGUCUGUAGCAGGCUUUUCAUUCUUAGCCUAUUGCUUUAUCAAGGACCCUAAGAACUGUGUCACAGUAUUCGGUACCGGCUGCCCUUGUUGUGUACUCUGCCUUCCUUGUAUCAGGAAGUGUCAAGAGAAAAUGGAUAUGGAGCCUGUUAUCAAAGAAAACUUGAACCGUUAUCUGCCAGGAGUGAUCAUCCACCCGGAUGGGACAGUGGAUGCCUAUGAUGUCUCUCCUGAGGAAGUGGACCUAGUGUUUGAAAUCAUUGAUAUCAUUGGGGAAUAAAGUGAUGUGUAUAGUCAUGUACAAUAUUGCAGAUUAUAGUUUCAAUGGAGCAAAACGCAGCAGUUUAGUGUUGUUGUUUUUUAAUGUCAAACAGAAUUUUGAAACGUCUUUAGAUUUAUGUAGAAAUGUAGCUUGCAAGAAGUAAUGUGAUAGACAACUAGAAGAAAUCUGCUGUUGCAUAUGUACAAAAUCAUAUUUUGUUUAACAGCAUAGCAUUUUCUGUAUAGGCAUCAGGAGUUACAUAUGUGUGCUAGUAUCUCUAUUAUUAUUAUUCUACCACCUGGGUUUUAACCACACAGUAAUACAAUGUAUUUUCUUACUACACAAAACACACCAUUUUUACUUCCAUAGAACUUAUCAGUAAAAUCCAAGUUGCACACUUCCA